AUGGCCAGCCGACGGAGUGAACUGUGGGCAGAAGAUGUUGUGCUGAAGGGCAGACGGAUACGUCAUACGAGGAUAAUGGACUUUGGGAAAAUACGAGCCUAUAGACGUCCAUCGUCCACUCCGCCGGUGGCCGGUAUAUGGUGUCUCGGUGACCGAUGCGGACACCCCCGGUUUAUUCUAUCACCGGCCCGGACCGGUCCGACCCGCCAGCGCCACUGGGCUAAAGCACUUAAGGGUCGGCCGAGGUCGUAUGGGAUGGCUGUACCUCAUUCAGUCGGCCGACACACGCACAAACACACACACUCCGCUGGUGCAAGUUGGGCUGCGAGACGCCGACAGAAAGUGGACUGGGCGCUGUUCGGCCGGUUUGGCAAAAUCAUCUUUUUUUUCGACAUGUCGCAUCAUUUUUGA
Protopolystoma xenopodis is the source of this 411-nucleotide messenger RNA. NCBI's taxonomy places the organism in Eukaryota, Metazoa, Platyhelminthes, Monogenea, Polystomatidea, Polystomatidae. The record is from the annotation of a GenBank genome assembly.